Molecule: messenger RNA, 6172 nt
Organism: Acinonyx jubatus (cheetah)
Lineage: Eukaryota; Metazoa; Chordata; Mammalia; Carnivora; Felidae
Gene: ENTREP2
Product: endosomal transmembrane epsin interactor 2
Exons: 11
Coding region: 50-1657 (535 amino acids)
Cellular component (GO): membrane
Source: RefSeq, a predicted model, not a curated record
GCGCCGAGGCCGGGCGGCAGUGGGGCGAGGCGUGCGGGCGCCCGGCGCGAUGCCUCGGGCCGGCGGUCCCCGCGCGCCGCGCCCCGCCGCGCUGCCCCGCAGCCUGUCCCGCCUGCGCGAGUGCCCGGGCCGCUCCCGCAUCGUGCUGGCGCUCGGGGCCACGCAGAUGGCGCUCGGAUGCCUCAUCGUGGCGGUGAGCUUCGCCGCGCUGGCGCUCACCACCUCGGCCCGCGUCCGCCACUCCUGUCCCUUCUGGGCUGGCUUCUCGGUGCUGCUGUCAGGACUCAUUGGCGUCGUCUCCUGGAAGAGGCCUCUCUCCCUCGUGAUAACCUUUUUCAUGCUGCUCUCUGCAGUGUGCGUAAUGCUGAAUUUGGCUGGUUCAAUUCUCUCCUGUCAGAAUGCUCAGCUAGUCAACUCCCUAGAAGGCUGUCAGUUGAUUAAGUUUGACAGUGUCGGGGUGUGUGUCUGCUGUGAAAUGCAGCACCAGUCAUCCGGCUGCAGCAACCUUGGGGAGACGCUGAAGCUGAAUCCGCUGCAGGAGGACUGCAACGCCGUGAGGCUGACGUUGAAGGAUCUCCUCUUCAGCGUGUGUGCCCUCAAUGUCCUCUCCACCAUCGUGUGUGCAUUGGCCACAGCCAUGUGCUGCAUGCAGAUGGUCUCUUCUGAUGUCCUGCAGAUGUUCCUUCCACAAAGGGCGCAUUCCGCCAGCCCUGCCUGCGUGACCCCCCAUGGCACCGUUCUCCACCAGACCCUGGACUUCGAUGAGUUCAUCCCCCCUCUCCCACCUCCACCUUAUUACCCUCCAGAGUACACCUGUACUCCCACAGCCGAGGCCCACAGGGGCCUCCACUUGGACUUUGCUCCCUCUCCAUUCAGCACUUUGUAUGAUGUUGCCAUCAACAGCCCCGGCCUGCUGUACCCCGCCGAGCUCCCCCCACCCUACGAGGCCGUGGUGGGCCCGACUGCCACCAGCCAGCUUACGAGUGUAGAUCAGCUGGCGACUGAGCCCAGCCCUGGGGACCCAGAUGCCACUGCUGGCUUCAGCACACAAGAGCCCGCAGAUAGCUCGAGCCUCCUGGCAUCCGAGGGUGCCACCGCACCAGGCCUAAGCCCUGAGGGCCCUGUGGGUGCCUCGCAGCCCCUGCCACCUGACCUCGAGUCCCCUGAGGGCCCUGACCAGGGCACGCAGGCACUGCCAGGUCCCGGGCGUGUGGCCCGCUCCACCAGCGACCCCACUUCGUGUGCAUCCAGUGUGGCAGGCAACACCUCUUCGCAUCCGCCCUCCUGCAGCCAGGACCUUGAAGCAGGACUGGCCAGGGCUGCUCUGGGGACCGUUUCCCUAUCUCAUUCCUCCACGGCCUCCUGUGCUUGUCGGCACCGGCUCUCGCCACCUGGGCAGCUAGAUCCCCGGAAAAUGGACCACCGGUUAAAGCCAGAGGCCUUACAGACGGUCUUCAAAGAGCAGCCACACUCAUUAAUGGACGGCAAGGCCCAUGCAGACACCAGGGUUUUGGUGGCUAAAUUUUUGGAACACUCGAACUGUGCCCUCCCUCCCGAGGUACGGCAUGUGGUGGGCACCUUUCGCCCGGCUGUCACGUCCGAUGAGCACCACAUGGACGAGGCCACCUUCAGUGCCAAUGUUCUGGACCAGGUGUGAACCAGUCACAGGUCUUGACAUGGACACAGACAGGCCUGGGCCAGAGUGUCCUUGCUGGAGGCCACUGUGCGUGCAGGGAGGGGCUGAAGCCCAGGAGUAUCUCUGGGUGGCUCAGAUGGGGAACUGCUGUCCCUCUCUUGCGGAGGAUCCAGUCCAUUGUUUUCUUGGGGAUGACACUUCCUACCUAUUCCAGUGAUGCAGAAAAAUGACUCUCGUGGCCAUUGUGAACUCUUUGGGUUUUUAUCAGGCAUGUAGUACCUGGAACUGGAGACACUAAGCAUCUUCAAAAUCAUGGCCAUCAAAAAGCAAAAUUCUCCCUCACUUCUGAUUUAGUUGAGUGUUUAGUGGAUAGAGGAGGACAAGUAAUGAGACCAUUUUCUUCUAUGGUUUGUAUCACUCGCUAGUCAACCCUUUAUCAUGUGCUGACUGGAAAGAAAAUGGGUAAUUAUAGCACGGAUGGCAGCCCAGGCCCAGCUCUCUGCCCGCAGGAAGCAGGGCUGUUGUGGGAACAAAUCAUUAUAGGGGGCCUCGGGCCACCUCCAGGCAGCAAGACGGUACGACAGGAAGCUUUCCUGGACGCGUUCCCCCCCACCCCCCACCACCUCUGCCCCACCAUCACCUAGUCUCCUGGGCCUCCCCUCUCUACCCUCCCUCCAUGGGGUGCCCUCCCCACUUUCUCUCUGGCUCUCUGUCCAUGGUCUCCUAUUCUGUAGGACUUUUGGGGACCCCCUUUGGGGGUUUUCCCUGUGUCUGCCCUCCCCAGGAUGGCCUGGAUGGGUGAAGGUCUGGGGAAAGAGGCCUGUGUCCCAAGAUCUGUGCACCUCUUGAGAAAGCAAGUCUCUGAUGACCCAGAGCAGUCCUUUCCCAGCCAGGCAGUGGCCACAUCUGCAUUGGAGCUUGCAGGUUGUAAGUCAUGUCUUUCUAUAAAACACACACUGAGCUGGGGACGUGGGGCAGGCAGGCCCAGCCUCUCUGCAAUGGCAGCUUGGGCAUCUCUGACUUUCUUGGUCCCCCUGCCCCUCAUGUUCUGGCAACAUUACCAGCUGCCACUUCUCAAAAAUGGCCCUGGAGCAGCACUGUCUUCAAGAACUUUCUUUGGCAGUGGGAAUGCCUGUAUCUGUGCUAUCUACAACAGUGGCCACUAGCACCUGAGCUGUGGCUGCAUUGAACAAGGCAGCCCAGAGCUGACGUGUCUGAACCAAGAGCCCAAGGGCCUGGCAUGUGGAGCACGGGGGGAGGACCUGACAACUGCCACUGCUGCUUGGUGUUCAGCAGUCUGGGGUCUGCGUGCUGUCCUCUGCCUUGCACCCCACUGUAGCCAAUGUGCGGAGGGCACGUCCUUGUGAUUGGAAGCUGGGGAGGGAGGGGCAGGGAGGGUCUGCAGCCCAGACGCCUGGAGCCCCCAGGAACUGAGGUGCAGGAAGCCUGCAGGGACAGCUUCGAACACUCUGCUUCAGUGAUGGUCUUGGCCAUUGCCUCCCUCACCUCUGGGUGAGGCGAGAGAGCUGAAAAAAUACCCAUCAAGGCCUUUUGAUGCCAACCGGAACGUUUCCAUCGGAAAACCCCAGAGAUGAAUUAUGAGCACUUUAUCCAGACCAUAAAAUGGGAAAUCCCUUCUCUAAUUUUUCUCAGCUGAGGGCUCUUGAAGUCCCUCAAAGCAAAUCCCUUCACAGGUACAGUUAAUUGAUGGUUUUUCCAAAUAGUCUCCCCUGAGCCUGCCAGCAAAGUGUCCAUGGCUGUCGAUGCCCUGGCCUCUGAAUUCAGGGCAUUUUCAGUGUCUCUAGGGUGGGGAGCCAGAGCCUAGCAAGCUGCAGGGGUUUCCACCUGCAUGUGGGGGGCCCACACUUGAGCCUGGGGGCCUGCACACAGCAGUGUCCCUGGGCUGAGUCCUAAGCCUGCAGUCUGAGGCCAGCCCCUUUCCUUCCCACUCCCACCUCUGGGCUGGAGCUGGGGCAUCAGUAUUAUGCAGCCAUUGUGAGCGGCCACUGGGAGCCUGCCCUGCUGUUCUGUGGCUUUUGCUUCUCCUCCCUGCGGCGGGACACUGUUUUCUCCGCCAUCUGGGUCUCUUGCUGCAGCCUCUGUCUCCAUGUGGGUACAAGUGGGCGCUCUGGCCCGAAGUCCAGAGGCCUGGACAUUCUCAAGGGCUCUGCCCUUCUCUCAUCCUUUCAUGCUCAGUUUUGCAUUUGCUCUCAUAGUAACUCUUAUCUUGCGAUUGAGGAAACUGUACCCAAUUUUAUACCACUCAGCUAGAACCUUCUGCCCAUUCGUUCAGGGCCCCAGCUGGCCCACAUGGGCUCUGGCGGGGCCCUGGGUCCUGGCUUGCAGCAAAGGUCCCGGGAAGAGAGGAGUACCAGUUAGAGCCACCAGGAAUGAGCCAGGGACCCUACUCGCCAGUUCCAGUACCCAAGACCCUGCUCUGCUCAGCGGCAUGUGGGAGCCAAGAGCCCCAGCAGCAAGCGCCCCAAGCCCAGACCACGUGGGUGCAUGGCCAGGGGGAAAGCUGUUUUCCUUCCCUCGCUGGUGCACCCUCUCCUACCCCUCUUGUUAAAGCAUCAGCAGGCCAGGGAAGAGCUUGACGGGCUGUGCCAGAAAGCUAAGGCAUGGGACCCCCACCUGCAAAGGCCUGGGUCCUGGGCACUCUCCCUGCCUUUUCCCCACCACCCAAAGGAGGUCAGCUUGGCGUGGGGCCACAGCCUGUCCAGACACUGCCAUUUGCCUGGGGGCCAAAAGAACACCGAGGUGGGGGAAGCUCUGGACCCCAUCUCUGUGGCAAACAAGUGGGGACUCAUCCUUCACAAGGACUUAGUCUCCUUCAGCUGGUGACAAUGCAAAUUAAAUGCUUGUAACAAACCGUGUAACAGAAAGCUUAUUUCAGAUGGAUGUGUUUCCCCUCCCCCCCUCAGCUGUAUUGAUUCACAGAUGCUGCUAUUAGGCAGAAUUUAUAGGAAAUUGUUUUCAAGCCACAGGAGACCUGUUUGUACAACUGGAAGGUUGUAUUUAUUUAAUGUACCUCAAGGUGUUUUCAUAAUGAUCAGUGUUUUAAUAAAAACUAUUUCUGGCCUCUGUGUCUCUGGAUCUAAUUGGGACAGAGGCAGCCCAUGUGUGCCUCUGAAGGAUCUUGAGGAGGCAGCAGGGAGCGUGAAGCAUCCGUGGCCGCCCGUGUCUCCCAAUAUCCUUCCAGAGAAGGGCAGGGGUGAGGGGGCAGAGGGCAGGUGACUGCACACAUGUAGGUACCGCCAGUGCUGGCCCAGAGCUGCCCCUCCAUCUGUGCAUGUGACAUCCGAGGGUUCCAGGAGGAAUGCAUGCCACUGGCUCAGAGAUCUCUUUCAAUCUGAACUUUUUAUGUGUAUCAUUUGGUGGGACCCCCACCCCCCGUGUCAUCUGCCCACAGAUUUCCUCUCCAGAGUCUGUUCCCCUGCCUUGUCUUGGACAACACAACCACAUACCCCUGGCUCUCCUGAGCUGACGCCCUUUGCCUCCAGCUCCAAGGGCAUGGGCCAUUUCUGGCUAGAUGUGAAGAGCCUCAUCAGUAGCUCACAGCAUGGAGAGCAGAUCGCUUGUCAGCAGAGAGAGGUGGGUCCUACCAGGCCAGGUUCCCCAGAUCAACAGGGGAACACCCAUCACCAGGCCUUCUGACCAAAGCCUAUGUUGACCCCUGCCUCCCCAUGCCAGGGGACAGGCCACAAAAGACCCUAGAGGUAAGCAGACACCACUGGGAUGUGUGGUCCAUACACACAUGGACUCACAACUCACCUCUUCUGGAGAUCACUGAAAUUUAAACCAAGAGAAGCAAAAGGUUUCUCUCCCUUAUUAAAUUAGCAGCCCGUGUCCUCCCUGGGAUGGGAUGGGCCGGCAGACCUGGUGACCUGUAUCCGUCACUGACCCUGUAGUCACUGCAUGGCCAGCCCGGACUGACACCUGGUGCCUGGAGCACCUACCUCUCCAACCUCACUGGAAAGGGGCCCCGGAGGCCCCGGCCUGGAAGGGGAUGCCGUCAGCACAUGGCACCGUCGUAGAGCCGUGCUGUGAGGUGUUGAGGUUGAGGGAAGCUGGGCAUCCAUUUCUCAGUUGACAAACCAGCCACGCACACAGCUUUUUUAUUAUGACUUCAGUUUAUUAGUGAUAUUAGUGAGUCUUCCUAAGGUCGGCUGCAUGCAACACACAGGUCACUCCUUGAAUACAGUAAUCCUAAAGCUUUAGUUACUGCAUGGUAAGGCUUCUUAAGUCACAGUGUAUUCUUCAAGGCCUGGGCCAAAAAAAGAGACUUCCAGACAAAAUGACGUCGGUUAACAUUGACCUCGAAGGAACUCAACUAGACUACGUUUCACCGUAUUUACACACGCUGUAAUACUUCUCGCAGUGACGCCUGGCUCGCCCAGUGAUCUGCGCUCACCGCUGGCUGCCCCUGGAAUGGCAGAUUCCCAGGGUGGUUUUGGUUUUGGGGGGUGGGGGAGGGAGCUCGUGUGUGAAUGCGUGUGUGUAGACAGAGAUUUUUAAAUAGAGGGCAGAAGCUGU